GCUUACUGACCGGUAAAAAAUUAGCAGUACAACUGCUGUCUUUUUAGAUUCCUGAUACGAUAAAAGUUUUAUUUAUUUUUUCUUGGGUAUCUCUCUUUCCGAAUUUGCAGUGUUGAUGUUCCCAAAAUCCAAACUUUAAAGCCUUGGGGGGAGUUGUGAUGGCAUUAGCAGCAGCCACUUUCAACGCUCCAAUUCUUGCUUCUGGUUUCAACCUAAACAGCUUUAGUGGCCGUACUUCUUCUAGGAAUUUUAUUUGUAAGACUUGUUCACUAGCGUCGCACGUCACACAAAGAUCAAUUGGAAGAUCUGGCAAUGAGAUUAACUUUAGAUGGAAGGAAGUCAAGCAACGGCAUUCAAGCCGGAGAGGUUUCUUCACAUGUAGAUAUGAUGCUACUACCUCUAAGGAAAAUGAAGAAAAUAUUUCACAAGCUACUUUGAUAUGGAGGGCAAUCAAAUUACCAAUAUACUCCGUAGCCCUAGUUCCUCUAACUGUGGGGAGUGCAGCUGCUUAUUUGCAGACAGGCAUCUUUUCUGCUAACCGUUAUUUUAUGCUGUUGGUGUCGUCAGUUCUUAUCAUCACUUGGCUUAAUUUAAGCAACGACGUUUAUGAUUUUGACACAGGAGCUGAUAAGGACAAGAAAGAGUCAGUUGUGAACAUUGUUGGCAGCCGCACGGGAACAUUCAUUGCUGCAUACUUGUUACUUGCCCUUGGUUUCUUUGGGCUUACCUAUGCAUCUGUGGAGGCUGCAAAUAUGCGUGCAAUACUACUAUUAGCUUCUGCAAUCAUUUGCGGUUACAUAUACCAGUGCCCGCCAUUUCGGUUAAGUUACCAAGGACUGGGGGAACCCUUGUGCUUUGCUGCAUUUGGUCCUUUUGCUACUACUGCCUUUUACUUGCUUCAAAGCAGCACGAGUGAGCUCCCAAUCACUUAUACAAUUCUUUCCGCAUCAGCACUUGUUGGUUUAACAACAUCACUUAUCCUAUUCUGUAGUCAUUUCCACCAGGUAGAAGGGGAUAAGGCCGUGGGAAAAUUUUCUCCGCUGGUUAGGCUUGGUACUCAAGCUGGUUCCAGAGUUGUAAAAGUGGGUGUGGCAGCACUCUAUUCAGGGAUGCUUCUUCUUGGUUUGACUCAAGCACUUCCAUUUACAUGCAUUAUUCUUUGUGCUUUAACAAUUCCAGUGGGAAAACUGGUCGUUAGCUAUGUGGAGAACAACUAUGAGGACAAAGCAAAGAUCUUUAUGGCAAAGUAUUACUGUGUGAGACUCCAUGCUCUAUUUGGGGUGGCUUUGGCUGCUGGUUUGGUAGCAGCUAAAAUGGUUGCUAGAUAUCAUGUUCCAAAACCAAUAUUCUGACUCACCAUUGUUUCCAGAAUCAGAAUUCAUCAGGAACUACCUGGCGCGAACACACAUUGUGGCUGAGAGUCCUACAAGCAUCAUGGAGCAAAUUUUUACAAACUUAGACUCUUCCGAAUGUAAAUUACAAGCAAAACUUUCUAUACAGGGAAAUUAGAAAGGUUGCAAAGUUCAUGGCAGCAAUAGCCUCAGUGGUUCUCAUCGAAUAGCCUGCAGUCUUCUUGGUUCAAUUGUCAUGGGGACAUUCAAAUUGCCCUUAGUUCAAUAAAUUUCCAUUUUUUACGGUAUUA
This is a messenger RNA of Nicotiana attenuata, 1642 nucleotides long. RefSeq names its product 2-carboxy-1,4-naphthoquinone phytyltransferase, chloroplastic. The record is from RefSeq and is a predicted model, not a curated record. Gene Ontology annotation, molecular function: prenyltransferase activity. Gene Ontology annotation, cellular component: membrane. The transcript is spliced from 12 exons. Bases 159 to 1352 code for a protein of 397 amino acids. Gene Ontology annotation, biological process: phylloquinone biosynthetic process. Lineage: Eukaryota; Viridiplantae; Streptophyta; Magnoliopsida; Solanales; Solanaceae.